Molecule: messenger RNA, 4530 nt
Organism: Marmota monax (woodchuck)
Lineage: Eukaryota; Metazoa; Chordata; Mammalia; Rodentia; Sciuridae
Gene: CUNH16orf96
Product: chromosome unknown C16orf96 homolog
Exons: 17
Coding region: 194-4387 (1397 amino acids)
Source: RefSeq, a predicted model, not a curated record
UCUCUGGUGUCCUAGCAACCAGAAAAUCAGAUCUGAUCUCUGGCCAGGACAGAGGCCAUUCUUCCCUGACCACUGUGACUCUCUGCCUUCCGAGCCUCUGAAGACCUGCUUGUGCAGCUCUUUGACCACAGGAAGCCACCACUUGUCCCCAAGGAUUCCAAGAAGCCUAGCCGCACCAACCCAGCCCGGCAAGAUGAGCUUCUCACUCACAUUCAUGGAACUGACCAACAUUGCCAUACCACAGUGCGGGGUGGUGAAUUUCAGGGCCCUGCACCUCCUGAUCAAGGGCAUUCUGGAGCACAUUCAAAUAGCUGAGCUCAAGAAGGAACUCUCGGGGGAUGAGGACUUCCUCCAGACCUCGCAGGUCGUGGUUGUGCCUGGGGAAGGAGAUUCCCAGCCUGCAAUCAACCCUAUGAAGCGACUCAGCAACGUCUUUGACGGUGUGGUGACCCGCCUCGACAGGAUAGAGAAUCAACUGGCUGGGCUGCAGGACCUGCCCUCCACUGCCCAGCUGCUGGAGGGCAGCCAGGGGACCAAACGGCCUGCCGAGGACCUGUGGCAUCUCAUCAAGCUCCGAAAGAUGGUGGAGGGCAAUGAAGAAGCCAUGGCCAAGUCCAUGGUGACCCUGCAGGAUCUGCUCACUGACCUGUACCCACUCAAGGUCACCGUUGAAACCCUCAGGAAGGACGUGAACAUGAUGAAGGAUUGUUUUGAAAAGAUAUGCCCAGAAAAAGUGGACCUCUUAUCUGAGGACUUGAAAACGCAGAACCGGAAGAUGAGCAUACUGCAGCAUGAAGUGGAUUCUCUCAAGAACAGGAUUCACGCUCUCCCCAAAGCUGAGGAUCUGGUGCUCUGGAGUGGCCUCCAUGAGGCCAUGUUCACUCCAGAAGCCACUUCACAAGAGCUGGAGAUGUCCAAACAGUGGCAGACCACAGACCAGCCUCCACAGGCUGCCCUGGCCCAGGAGGAGCCCGGGUUGCCUUCCCAUGUCUCAUGGCCCGUCCAAGGCCCUGGCCUCCAGCAGACUGCCUGGCCGACUGGCUGGCCGCCUGCCCAGGCAGAUCUACUCAGCAGUGUCCAGGCGCCAGGUCAACCUCAGGCUCUCAUGCCUGGUCCUGGGCCUUGGCCUUGGCCUGGGCCUGGGCCUGGGCCUAUUCCUGCUCCUGCUCCUGCUCCUGGGCCUGGGCCUGCUCUUGGGCCUGCUCCUGGGCCUGCUCCUGUUCCUAGGCCUGGGCCUGCUCCUGCUCCUAGGCCUGGGCUGGUUCCUGCUCCUGGGCCUGCUCCUGUUCCUAGGCCUGGGCUGGUUCCUGCUCCUGCUCCUGCUCCUGUUCCUAGGCCUGGGCCUGCUCCUGUUCCUAGGCCUGGGCUGGUUCCUGCUCCUGCUCCUGGGCCAGCUCCUGUUCCUAGGCCUGGGCUGGUUCCUGCCCCUGCUCCUGGGCCUGGACCUUCUCCUGUUCCUAGGCCUGGGCUGGUUCCUGCUCCUGCUCCUGCACCAGGGCCUGGGCCUGUUCCUGCUCUAGGGCCUGGGCCUGUUCCUGCUCCAGGGCCUGGGCUGGUUCCUUCUCCUGCUCCUGCUCCUGCUCCUUGGCCUGGGACUGGGCCUGGGCCUGGGCCUGGACCUUGGCCUGGGCCUGAACCUUGGCCUGGGCCUGGACCUUGGCCUGGGCCUGGACCUUGGCCUGGGCCUGGACCUUGGCCUGGGACUGGGUCUACUUCUGGACCUUGGCCUACUCCUGGACCUUGGUCUGUUCCUGGACCUUGGCCUGCUCCUGGAACUGAGCCUGCUCCUGGGACUGGGCCUGCUCCUGGGACUGGGCCUGCUCCUGGGACUGGGCCUGGUCUUGGACCUUGGCCUGCUCCUGGGACUGGGCCUGCUCCUGGGCCUUGGCCUGCUCUUGGACCUUGGCCUGGGACUGGGCCUUGGCCUGCUCCUGGAGCUGAGCCUGCUCCUGGGACUGGGCCUGCUCCUGGACCUUGGCCUGGGACUGGGCCUUGGCCUGCUCCUGGAGCUGAGCCUGCUCCUGGGACUGGGCCUGGGACUGGGCCUGCUUCUAGGCCUGAAUCUGGGCCUGCUCGUGGGCCUGGGCCUGGGCCUGGGCCUGGGCCAGGGCUGGAGCCUGAAACCAUGCCUGCAGUGGGGCCUGGUGUGACACCUGGGUUCAUGCCAGCAGUUUUGCCUGUAGUUGGACCCAGACCUCAACCUGCCCCAGGAGCUUGGCCCAUACCACCAGGAGGCAGGCCUGGAGCUGGCACUUGGCCUUUGUUUGACUUUUUCCAGCCUGGCCCAGGUCCAUCAGACUCCCAGCAGCCCCCCAGGGCCCCACCCCCAGCCACAGAGUUGGGAUCAUCGUGGCCUCUUCCACUGCAGCUACACCAGACUCUUGAGGCCCCAGAGCUCCCAGCUGUGGAAGAAAAGGGGGAUGAAUAUUACCCUUACCUCAUGGUAGACUCUCUGGCUGGGCCUUCCCCAGGUGAAGCCACCAAGGAUCAGGGUCCCACGGCUAGGGCCUCGGAAGCACACCUGAAGGGUCCCCAGAAUGCCCUUGAGCAAUUGAAAACCACUGUUGCUGCUGCUGCUGCAGCUGCUGCAAACUACGCUGCGGCUGCCAACUCAGCUGCCCAGACAGCCAAGGCUGCUGCCAAGGCGAUCACCGAUGCCCCUGCCAGCAAACUGGCUACUAAAACCGCCAUUGCGGCUGCCUCUGGGCCCUUUGGGACCCGUUCAGAUGUCUCGGGUGCAGGGCCUUCCCGCGGGGCCUCUGAACCUACAACCUUGGAUCAGGAGAGCAAGCAGCUACAAGACUUGGUGGUAGAUUAUGAAGAAUUGGCUCCCCAGUUCCCCACCAAGGACAUUCCUCCCACCAAAACCCUGUCACAGGCCAUGCAGGCUGCCAAGAAGGCAAGGAGCACCCAGGACAAGAAGGCGGCGGUCAAGCGCUCCAUGGGCCACAUAGCCCAAGUGCCUGAUAGACAUGACUCCCUGAGGGAAGAGUUUGCCCAGCUGUCAAACAACCUGCAGCAGCAGCUGGCUUACCUAGUGCACGCAGGAGGCUUUUCCAAGCUUGAGGCGGCCGUGGACAUACUGCAGGACAAGAUAAAUAACAUCCAGAAGUCCAGGCUAAAGGAAGAGGAACUUGAGAGAGUUUGGGGCACCCAAAUAGAGUCCAUGAAGAAUCACUACGUCGUGCUGGACCGCUUGGUGGGAAAGCUCCAGGCUCGUGUGGAUGAGUUCAAGAAUCUCCAGGCUCAAAUCAGAAACCUGGAGCAGACCAAGGCGAAUAAGAGCUCGCUGGAGGAGGAGCUUCGAGAAAAAGCUGACAAGAGCUCCCUGGCAAGCAAGGCGAACCGCGCAGACCUGGAGACGGUCGUGACCGAGCUGCAUGAGACGUUUCAGAGCAUCUUGUUCAAGCUCACGACCCAGAAUGACCACUGGAAGAAUGCUGUGGAGCAGCUCAAGAAGGAACUGAGCACCAAGCUGGUGCACAGUGACCUGGACCUUCUGAAGAAGGGCCUGGAGGAGGUCUGGGAAGCAGUCAAGAAGCUGCUGCUGGAGGGCCUGCUCUACGACCCCGACAGCGCCGCGGGCUUCAGGAGGCGAGCGGCGGGAGGGCUGCGGCUGCCAGCCUCAGGCACCCCUGGAUUCCAGACCAUGGGCACAGGGAAACUCUUUGAGCGGGUGAAGUGCAUUUCCUGCGACCGGCCAGUGGAGAUGAUGACCGGCCCGCAGCUCAUCACCAUACGCAAAGCCCGCCUGCUGUCAAAGCUGCGGCCAGCCAGUGCCAACAGCUACGAAUACCUACAGCGCCAAAUGGUGAGGGAACAGCUGCAGCUGCAAGAGGACGGCCUGCACACUCUGGGCUCUCAGCAGGACUGGGGCGACAGCCUCCGAAAUGACACCACCCUCAAGUUCAAGCCAGGGGAACUGUCAACACUCUACCCCUAUGGGGACCCCCAAGUGUUAAACUAUGACACUGCCGAGGUGGACAUCCUGGGAGUGGACGGGAUUCUGUACAAAGGCCGAAUGAACACUCAGUUUGGGGCCCAACCCUUGACCACUGCAGAGAAGGAGUUGGCAGCUGUCAAGGUUCCUUGUCCCCCAGCUAGAAACCUGUAUGCUCCUGUGCGCUCCGGUGACUUAUUCGGUACCAUCUGCCCCCCCUUGGGUCCCCGCACUGGAGCCUGCUCAGCCACCUCUGGCUCUCCCUCCGUGAUGCUGGCUCAACCGCCAUCCCUGCCACCUCUGCCACUGCUGCCGCCGCUGUUUCCCCCUCUGCGGAACCCCCAGCAGGUCCCAGAGCCUACCAGACACUUGAGGUCUCUGCGCCCUGAGUCCCGAACCAGCAAGCAGCCUAUGGAGGAGCCUGUCAACCCGACUGUGUUCAAAUGAGGCCAAGCUCCGCCGAACCCCAGUGACUCACCUCUCCAAGCCACUUCGGGGGCCACUGGUUCGCACAGCCCCAGCCCCACCUCCAUGUCACAGAUGAGUAUUUUGGCAACUUCUUCCCAGAAUAAAAUCUUCCAUCUUUCUGA